CAGGCGCAUCAAAUUGACCGGCAUACUUCGAAUAAUGUUUGGGAAAGGUGUAGUGUUUGUUGUUGUGAUAUUCACAAUAAAAGAUGCAUUUUGUCAUAUUGAUUACUUUGAUUUGAAUUCGAUAAAUGCCGUUUGGACUGUGGAGAACAAAAAUGGGAGUGAGAAAAUCAAGGCCACAGUGCCGGGAGGAAUUUACUCGGAUCUACAAAACGCGGGGGUGAUUGGGGAUAUCUUGAGCGGUUUCAACGACGUUCUCACGCGGUGGGUUGCCCACGAAACUUGGACUUACACAGGCAAAUUUAAUGUGAGCGAAGAGUACAUGAGAGCAACAACGGCGCAUCUGGUAUUCCACGGGCUGGACACAAUCGCGUCGGUGGAGCUCAAUGACGUCACGGUCGGAACCACCAACAACAUGUUUGUAAGGUACCUGUUCGACGUGAAACAGCAUCUGAAGACAGGGGAGAAUGUGCUGAAAGUGUCCUUCACAUCGCCCAUAGAAGCAGCUCAAGAUUUGUCCGAGAACCAUUUCACAGCUCCGAGUUGUGUCCCGGAGAAUUACAAUGGAGAAUGUCAUGCUAACCAGCUGAGGAAGAUGCAGGCUUCCUUCUCAUGGGACUGGGGACCGGCGUUUCCCUCUGUUGGUAUCUGGAAACCAGUAGUGCUUGAGUUUUACAAUAGUGCCAUAAUAAGAUCCGUUACAACACGGACAGAGAAUAGGGAUCAGAAGUGGCAUCUUAACGUAAAGGUUUACUUAGAAUCUAGUAGGAGUUCCAAACAGAUUGAAGGGCGCCUCUUUGCGUCGAUGCUAGUGGAAGGUAAACAAAUGAUAUCAGUUGGAAAAGACGUAGCCGUCCAGAGUAAGGAAGAUGGAACUGCUGAAGUAGACAUGGAAAUGAGUAUAAGCGAGAACUCUAUCCGGCGAUGGUGGCCUAAUGGUUAUGGCGACCAGCGAUUGUAUAGAUUGUCCGUUAUUUUCACUAGCACUAAGGAUCGAUUCGAGUUAUCAAAAAAACAAUUAAAGGUUGGAUUCCGAACUAUUGAAGUGAUUCAAGAGGAUGCUUCUAGGAUUCUUGGUAACACGACGUCUGGCAAAGGCUUGACCUUCUACUUCAAGAUUAAUGGGUACCCUCUGUUUAUGAAGGGGUCUAACUGGAUUCCCGCUCACAUCCUGCCGGAACGUGGAGAUGACAAGUCAACAGUGGACGGGCUACUAACAGCGGCACGGGACGCACACAUGAACAUGCUCCGAGUGUGGGGAGGUGGAGUCUACGAAUCGGACUACUUUUAUAAUAAAUGCGAUGAGCUGGGUAUUCUAAUUUGGCAGGAUUUCCUCUUCGCAUGCUCUAUGUAUCCUGCUUAUCCGGAGUUUUUAGAUAAUGUAAAAACAGAGAUCGAACAAAACGUACUUCGCCUUCAGAGUCACCCUUCCAUUGCAAUAUGGGCCGGGAACAACGAGAAUGAAGUGGCGCUGAGAGGAAACUGGUAUGAAACUCAACCCCAGUUCGAGAAAUACAAAAAUGAGUACAUCAAACUAUAUGUCGAUACUAUAAAACCAAUUGUGGCUGCGUUGGACGACAGGGAGUACUUAGUCUCAAGUCCAUCGAACGGCGUGGAAUCAGAACAGGAGGGAUACAUCGCGGAGAAUCCUUACGACCCUUAUUUCGGAGACACGCACUACUAUAACUACGUGGCCAACAACUGGGACAUGAACAUCUAUCCCCGAACGAGAUUCGCAUCAGAAUAUGGAUUUCAGUCGCUGCCAUCUAUAGCCACGAUGAGAACCGCGACCACAAAUCCUGAGGAUUUCAAACUAGAUAGUAGAUAUUUGAACCAUCGGCAGCACAGUCCGGACGGGUACAUCUUCAUUCAUGACCAAAUGCAUAAAAAUUUGAAACUCAAAGAGGCCAACGAUACGAAGUAUUUUGAGAAAUUUGUUUUUUACAGUCAGAUCACACAAGCUAUAGCUAUGAAAGCGGAGACAGAGUUCUACAGGCAGGAGCAGGCGCACUGGUACACCAUGGGAGCGUUGUAUUGGCAGCUGAAUGAUGUUUGGCAAGCGCCCUCCUGGUCUGGAAUUGAAUAUGGUGGAAAAUGGAAGAUGCUGCACUAUUAUGCUAAAUGGUUUUUCGCUCCCGUCUUGGUGUCUCCGCGGCUCUUGUUGAGCGGGGACGUGGAUGUCUACCUCAUCAACGACAGAUUCGUGCCCAUAGUCGAAGCGCAGAUCAUUGUGGACUAUUUCAACUAUAGUAGCCUGGUGCCUGUUUUCACACAGACGUUCCCAGCAAACGUAGGAGCGUUGUCGUCUAAAAAGCAAGAUUUUGGACUAUCGACAUGGGUAGCGGGCGAUGAAACCUUCUUGAGGUUUAGUCUGAGAGCUGAGGGUGUGCCGUCGUCACCGUACAACUAUUUGUUCCCGAAACCACUGAAAUCUGUUGUAGGACUGAAGAAACCAUACAUACUGAUCAGCGUACAGAUGCGAAAACAUGAAAAUAAGAAAUACCCAGGCAAGACUAUCUACCCCGUGGACAUAAAGGUCAAUACAGUGGUACUGUUCCUUUGGUUGGAAACAAACGCAAGGUUUAGUGCACACCACAGAGGUUAUUUUGAAGAAAAUGGCCUCAUAGUGACGAAACCCUACUAUAGGGUAAACUAUAUUAGCGAUGACAUAUUGAAACCUAAACAAAUUGAGGACGCCAUUACCUACCAAUAUUAUUUACACUAGUUUCUAAGUUUUCUUGUAAGCAAAAUAUGCUCUAUUAUGAUAAGUUACCUAUACGAAAUAAGAAUCACUUUUCUUUUAUUCAUAAGUUUGCAUACGUGUCGUACGAGAGCAACAAUGUUUUGUUCAGGUACCGCGUCGGUGUAGUGUGUGUAUGUGUAGUGUGUAACACAUGGUACAUGACCGCCCAUUGUGCUCUUGUACUACGGCGUACAGUCUGCCUAAAACGAGUAGAAAAUGAGGAUGCUGUAUCUUCUUGGCUGUCGAAACUGAGUGUUUAUCAAGCUAUGUUGACCAUUCUAUUUGGUAAAGCAAUGACAAAAAUUUAGUUCGGUAAAAUUACGUUUUCUUUUUUUAUAGUCAGACUCACGGAAUAAUAAAGUCAGACUGUACUUUACGGGAUGCUUAGGAUCCAUGUGCGAACGACCUUACGUUUUUACUUUCGAGGAUAUCGAUUUUUGUUUACAAAACAUUUUGCCAUAUGUACUUUUCUUACUAACGCUUGUUAUCAUUAUUUUGGCAUCUUCGAGUGUUUUUACUUUUAUAUAAGUCGUGAUAAAGUCACGAUAAGUUACUAUAUAGAUAUUAACACGGAUCCUUCUUAACGUGCAUCUAAAAAUAGGUGAACACGUAUUGUUGAUUAAAAGCAUGUGCAUCUUUAGGGUUCGGUAUCUUAAUAACAACAGAACCCUAGUAUUAGCAACGUUAAGGGGCGUGUUCUGAAAUAAAAUACAUUGAUAGCAAACGAAUACAUUUAUUUUCAGUUUAUAAUGCGAAAAUGCGUGCGGUAUUACCAACUAAUAAAAUAACAUGCAGCAAUGUAUAUAAAAAUAAUCUUUGGACGAUUCUCUCGAACUGGUAAGGACUUUGUUGAAUUUAAAUAAUAAUACAAUAUUCUUAUGUUCCUAUUUGUGAGAGUCACUUCACUGUUUGAAAAAUUAAAAGUUUUUUGAACAGUUUUUACAGCUCCAUAGAAUUAGUAUAAAAAAUUGCGCCACGUUCAAAUAAUCUUCAAUUAAAACCUGACAAAGUUUAAAGUAAUAAUAGCAGCAAGUACAUAUUCAAACACACGUAAUGCUUACAUAUAUAUUUCGUCAAUAUUUUAUCAUCAUUUUAUACUAUAUUAAUGACUGAGGAUUUUAUAAUUUUAAUUUCACAUAUGCACACAGACGUGUUUAUUAUUAUAAUAAAUUUAAAAGAGAGCAAUUUCUGUUUUUAGGAAUAUUCGUUUAAUCGACUUAUUUACUAAUUAGAUACAAAUGUAAUGUUGAUUUUACAAAUCUUAUAAAAAUCGUAAAAAUUCUUAUCAGUUUUAAAACCACGGAACACAGAAAACAUGGAAAUAUGAAGUAGGCGUGUCACGCGUGUCAAUGUUUGCGAUUAAUCGCCGGCAAGGACUUCGGAACGCCGCCGAAGUCGUAUCCACCCUUAAACUUAGUCAAACGAUUGCCUCGAGCUGUCCUUUGUUUUUAUUAGUUUCACUGCAAAUAUGACCUUGUGUGCUAUGGCAGAGUAAACUCUGUGUACAGUGAAGGUGUUUUUUAGCUUAGUAGUCUGUUUGAUUUGGGCUAUUUUGGAUUGAAGAUAUGCGACAUGUUUGAUGUGUGCAUUUGGCGACACCUGUACUGUGAAUAAGUUGGUCUUUAACACUUCCAUGGAUUUCUGCAUUCCGUGAUUAAAUCAAUAUGCAUUUAAGUGUUUAGUCCCAUCGAAUAUUAUUCUUUGAAUAUAUUAAUUAUGAUAAAUAAUAAUACAAAAAGGCGCACUCUAUUUUUAUUAUUAAUGAGAUUGUUUUAGAUAAUGUAUUAAGUAGUUAAAUUUGUUAAAAAUAGUCAACUUAAUAACUUAUUAUUGAAUAUUACUAAUAAAUACAUACAUUUACUCAA
Messenger RNA from Plodia interpunctella (Indianmeal moth), 4605 nucleotides. It is a transcript of the gene beta-Man, whose product is annotated as beta-Mannosidase. Gene Ontology annotation, biological process: glycoprotein catabolic process. The transcript has 12 exons. The coding region runs from base 35 to 2722 and encodes 895 amino acids. Gene Ontology annotation, molecular function: beta-mannosidase activity. NCBI's taxonomy places the organism in Eukaryota, Metazoa, Arthropoda, Insecta, Lepidoptera, Pyralidae. The record is from RefSeq and is a predicted model, not a curated record.